Molecule: messenger RNA, 1128 nt
Organism: Monomorium pharaonis (pharaoh ant)
Lineage: Eukaryota; Metazoa; Arthropoda; Insecta; Hymenoptera; Formicidae
Product: peroxynitrite isomerase THAP4-like
Exons: 2
Coding region: 406-921 (171 amino acids)
Source: RefSeq, a predicted model, not a curated record
UUAUUAUGUAACAGUUUGAGAUCUGUAACUGCGUAAUUUAUGUUUUUCUGCACUUCGAAACGUGUGUAUGUAAUUAAGCGUAGGAGAGAAAAAGAGGACAGAUGAAAAUUCUCGGUGCUGAAAAGAACAGAACACUGUAAUAGUACAUGGAGCGUGUGUAUUUUUUUUCGAUUGGCGACUGUGAUUUCCGUUGCGAGAAUGAUUCAGUAAUGUUACAGAGCGUUACGUGGUAUCGUAUAGUUUUAUAUAAUAAUCGAGAUUCUCAGAGGCGGUGCAAAGAUAUAAAAUACGAUGAAAUCUUGUGCUGCAAUCUCAGUAUAAAGCACAGCGUGUUAAAGCUGGACGUGUAGAUCCGUAGACGCAGUCGGAAUCUCAUUAAAUUUGUUAGCUAUAACAGCCGUAAAGAUGUUGAUGAAGAUUCUGCCGCUGCACGAGCUGUUGCACGUGUUAGCCUGGUUAGAGGGCACUUGGAUAACGGAUGAGCCCGCGGUGGGCAUAUUUCCGACUAUCAAGCCCUUUAAUUAUUACGACCAGAUAAAUAUUACGUCUACAGGUCAGCCGUUGUUAAACUAUGUCGCGCAGAGCUGGCAUCCGGAAACGGGGGUGCCACUGCAUCGGGAAACUGGCUUUUUGCAGAUCUUACCGGGAACCAAGAAGAUCGUCCUUAGUCUGAUUGAUAACAUAGGGUUGUUUACGGUCGAACAGGGCGAUCUGGUGAACGACGAUAGCGGUACCAUUGACUUGAGGAGCACUAAUAUAUUGACGACAGACGCCUCGAUACCGCAUUUUCCGACUUUAACAGAGACGCGUCGGGUGUACAAACGCAACGGCGACAAUUUGGAGCUCGUUUUCUACAUGGCGACGUCGAAGACACCGGAGUUGACGGAGCAUUUGCGUGCAAAGUAUAGAAAAGUGGCUUGAAGAUCCGUGAAAGAUUAUGUAGGAUCCAUGUAUGCGAAAAGCUUUGUGUGCGAAAAGACAUGAAAGUAGGGAAGAAUCUUUAAAUACUACGAAUUAUCUUUCUUCAUUAUUUUUGUAAUUAUAAAUUUAAAUAGACAGUAAAAACAUUUUCUCGCAAAAUACAAAUGUAUUCCUAUAGUUAAUAAAUAGCAACAUAGAUUUAAUUUA